AUGGAGGCUGCUAUGAGGGUCGUGACAUAUGUCAAGUCUUGUCCUGGUAUGGGUGUGUUAUUAAGUGCUACCUGCUCAGAUUCGCUUUCAGCCUUUUGUGAUGCAGACUGGGCUGCUUGCCCCAAGACAUGCAAGUCAGUCACAGGCUAUUUUGUCAAGUUUGGUAGCUCUUUGAUCUCUUGGAAGUCCAAGAAGCAAUCUACCAUCUCUCGCAGCUCAGCAGAGGCUGAGUAUAGGAGUUUAGCUUCUACUGUAGCUGAGGUGAUUUGGAUUCUUGGUAUGUUCAAGGAGUUGGGUAUUCCUCAUUCCUCUUUUGUUCCUAUCUAUUGUGAUAGUAAAUCCGCUAUUCAAAUUGCUACGAAUCCUGUUUUUCAUGAAUGCACGAAACAGAUUGAUAUUGACUGCCAUUUCAUUAGAGAAAAGGUUCAACAAGGGCUGAUCAGUACUGUCUAUGUUCCUACAGCAUAA
This is a messenger RNA of Nicotiana attenuata, 468 nucleotides long. RefSeq lists its product as uncharacterized. The transcript has a single exon. Bases 1 to 468 code for a protein of 155 amino acids. Lineage: Eukaryota; Viridiplantae; Streptophyta; Magnoliopsida; Solanales; Solanaceae. The record is from RefSeq and is a predicted model, not a curated record.